UCAGCUGUUAGCCGCUGUGCUAACAUUCCUCAGCUGCUGCAGCUGACUGGCUGAUUGACCAGCAGCUCUCCUCUGAUGCUCGCCUACAAACCCGGAGUUAAUAUAAAUAAAUAACCCUCUGGUGUGCUGAGAGAGAAGGAAAGAAAGUGAAGUGGAGUAGAAUGGAUUUGUUCAGGCUGCUGAGUGUAAACGAGCUCGCUGUUGCUCUGUCCAGACUCAACAUGUUUCCGUAUUUCGAAGCUGCGCAUUAUGUCGUGUCAGUGAUGGCUUUACGGGAACAACCAGGAGCAUUGGAAGUGUCCCGCCGCAGUCCAUUUGCAUGCUGGUUCAGUGCAAUGCUGUACUGUUUCGGAGGUGCCGUUCUCUCAGGAGUCAUCAUGGCUCAAGCUCCAAUCGAGCCACUGGCCAACAGCACCAACAUUCUGCUCGCCUCGUUAAUGUGGUAUGUGGUGUUUUAUUGCCCUCAGGAUGUAGUGUACUCCUGUGCCACCAUCCUGCCCAUCCGAUUGGUCCUCACAGCUAUGAAGGAAGUGACCCGUACAUGGAAGGUUUUGGGUGGAGUUACACAGGCAAGCAAGAAGUACAAAGACGGCCUGUUUGUUAUGAUCGCAGUGGGCUGGGCUAAAGGUGCGGGUGGAGGUCUGAUGAGUAACUUUGAACAGCUGGUUCGUGGUAUUUGGAAACCUGAAACCAACGAGCUUUUGAAGAUGACCUACCCCACUAAGGUGACUCUGAUUGGCUCAGUACUGUUCUCUCUGCAGCAGUGUCAGUAUCUCCCUGUGCACAGGCCACAGCUGAUGCUUGUCUACACUGCCUUCAUUGUCAUCAAUAAGACAAGGAUGAUGUUAAUGGGUUCCUCGUUCUCUCUAUUUGCUGGGCUUGAAUCAGCACUGUAUGAGGUGCUGUUUGCACGACCAGUGACCUGCUCUUCCCUGAUGAAUCAGAGCCACUCCCGUAUCACUUCAUCUUGCUCCAGCUCCGAGGCUAAAAGCACUUCCUGUGUCACAAAUGGCUCAUCACUUCCACAUGAGCAGUGUAAAGACAUGGAGAAGGACAAGAAGAAAACAGAAUAAUGCUUUUUUUUAAAUUUUUUAAAAUUGUUUUCUAGACAACUGUGAUCUUUUCUCUGAAACACUUUUCCACUCUUGUAUGUGGGUAAAAACCCAGAAAAAUGAAUUGAUGCGUGUAGCUGGAGAAUUUUUUUUUUUUUAAAACAUUUCAGGAUUUUGCUUGAACUUUUCAUACAGUGCUACCACUGAAUACUUUUAAAGAAAAUUCUUUAUUUCCAAAACUUUUAUCUGUAUAUUUGCUGUAGCUCUGUAAAUAUUUAUUUUAUAAAGAGUUUAUUCUCACAAUUCUAUUUUAUAUUGGAAGAUUGUGCUAACAUGAAAUGCGCUCUCUGCUCGACUGCAUUCCUGAGAAUUAUUAAAUAAAAUGUACUGUGAAUUUA
Messenger RNA from Neoarius graeffei (lesser salmon catfish), 1450 nucleotides. It is a transcript of the gene tmem38b, whose product is annotated as transmembrane protein 38B. NCBI's taxonomy places the organism in Eukaryota, Metazoa, Chordata, Actinopteri, Siluriformes, Ariidae. Gene Ontology annotation, biological process: potassium ion transmembrane transport. Gene Ontology annotation, cellular component: membrane. The record is from RefSeq and is a predicted model, not a curated record. Gene Ontology annotation, molecular function: potassium channel activity; identical protein binding. The transcript is spliced from 6 exons. Bases 162 to 1073 code for a protein of 303 amino acids.